AUGCCCGUCAGCAGACCCACAAGCACUAAACGUCCACAGACACCCUUGACACGUUUAAUGAAAACUAUUGAUAUACAAGGCGCACAACCUGCCCAAGAGGGUGUGGAGCACUUUUCGUACGUUGUAUGCUUCCCGGACGAGGCCGAGGACGACGCCGAAUCGAGCGCGGACUUUGUUGCUCGUCGCCCCAAUACUUCUCGAGGAUUUCGGUUUGCAUCAGUUGAGAGUAAUGGACUAUACUCCAAUGAUUUUAUCAAGGAUAAAUUUCUGUUACUCACAAAAGGCGCCCAAAAAUUGAUACCGACUGCUAUGGCAGAAGCUCUCCUUCGAAGGAGAUUAUCAUAG
Psilocybe cubensis is the source of this 345-nucleotide messenger RNA. RefSeq lists its product as uncharacterized. The coding region runs from base 1 to 345 and encodes 114 amino acids. The transcript is spliced from 4 exons. NCBI's taxonomy places the organism in Eukaryota, Fungi, Basidiomycota, Agaricomycetes, Agaricales, Agrocybaceae. The record is from RefSeq and is a predicted model, not a curated record.